Molecule: messenger RNA, 3894 nt
Organism: Liolophura sinensis
Lineage: Eukaryota; Metazoa; Mollusca; Polyplacophora; Chitonida; Chitonidae
Product: jouberin-like
Exons: 34
Coding region: 39-3887 (1282 amino acids)
Biological process (GO): motile cilium assembly
Cellular component (GO): ciliary basal body
Molecular function (GO): protein binding
Source: RefSeq, a predicted model, not a curated record
CGAAGUUUAGAUCUCUGCGGGACUCGACAUAAACAACGAUGGCGGAAGACGUUUUAAUUUCUGAUAGCAGUACCAGCCUUACAAAGUCUAAGAAAAAGAAAAGUGAAAGGACAAAGCUUGUGAAAGAUGUUGAGGAAAUUCCUUUAGCCCCACAAAGUGAUGCCACAAGAAAGACCAAGGCAAGAUUUGAUCAGUUGCUGAAACAAGCGGUAGACCAGGGCAACAGUGAUGUGAAGGUUGGGAAAAAGAAGAAGAAACCCAAGGAUAGUGAUGAUGUGUUAGAGAAGCUGAAGAAAGGAGAGGGUUUGGUGAAAGAUGAAGAUGCAGCCAUUCUUGCCAAUACAUAUGUACCUGGAGACAGCCCUAAAAAUGAGAAGAGCAACAAAAAGAGAGAUAAAACACUGGAAGGAACAGAAAAUCUUGCCUAUGAAGAUGAGACAACAUUUUCCACCCGAAAUAGCAAACGUCUACAGAAGAAAAAGGAGAAAAAUGACUCAGACAGGACCAUGUCAAUAUCUGAUUUGGCACCCCCUGUGGUUACCUCUAGUUCAUCAGAAACCCAGAAAAAAGUGAAGAAAAAGAAGAAGGAAGCGAAUUCUGAGGCUGUGUACCCAGAGGAAAAAGAAGUUGUCUCCCCUGGUGAGGAGAAGAAAGUAAAGAAAAAGAAGAAGCGUAUCCCUGAGACAUUGAGUCCUGAAGAAACAGAGUCUGUAACAUCACCAGUUGUCUCCCCUACUGCUACACCUAGGAAAAAAGGGCAUGCCAAGAAAGUGUUAUCAGAGACAGGUGUAACUGGAGAGGAAGCAGUGCCACAUGAUGUUCAGAGGAAGAAAAAAAGAGAGGGGAAAGAAGAAGAUAGAUCAGCCUCUGUAGAUGAUCUAACAGCAGAAGCUCCUGUCAAAGUGAAGAGAAAGAAGAAGACAAAGCCUAGCCCCAGUCCGCCACAGGUAGAUGGAGAAAGCAUUGAAUCUCCGAGAUCCGCCCUUUCAUUAACUGGGGACGAAGCAGACACAGCUCAAAUUGUUGAUGAAACAACAAAAAUUAAAAAGAAGAGAAAGAAAAAGAAAGAGGAAGAACCAGCUGAUGAGUUUGCCGAGGCGGAAGCUGUCCCUGAUGUGGAGGAUGAUGGCCGUAUUCUAGCUGUGACCAUUCACAGAACAGACAAGCUUAAAAAUGACUUCUAUAUUUUACAUCCUUUGGUGCGCGUCCAUGUUGUGAAUGAAAAGACGGGAAAUUAUUUACGUAAACAACAUAGUGAUCGUCCUGUCACGUCUUUUUAUGAAAACAAUCAAGAUAACUUGGGGUAUAUUCAGCCCAUAAUCACCCAGCCAUAUGAUUUUAAGGAGAAAAGGUCAACAUUACCGAUGUGGGAAGAACUUUUGGUAUUUAAUGAAAACUUUAAUUAUUUUAUACAACAAGAUCCAAAAGUUAUCAUAUUUUUUGAGCUAUUAGACUUUGUGAGUAUGAACACAGCCAGUCGACAAUAUGACCAGGCAAAGACUCAGGGAGGCUGGCACAGAAUAGCAUGGGCCUUUCUUAAGGUAGUGGGCAGUAAUGACAAGCUGAACGCAGGCAGUAAAGUAAGGUUACAGUUGUAUCAUCCCCCAGAGAGAUUCCGAUUGGAUUCUGGUCAAGUUGAGCUCUACCAGUGGUGGGAGACCGCAACUCGUCGUCCUUACCCCUCCACACUUUAUGUGACCCUAAAGGGUAUCACACCCCCGUCUACUGUUCAGCCAUCCAUGAGGUCACUCUAUGCAACUCAAGAGGAGGUAGGAAAAAUGACAUAUCAGGAUCUGAAGAAAAGUCUGCAUGUCACAGGCUCAACAAGGCGUGAUCAUACCCAGAAGAAGUACAUGACCACCUGGGCCAGGCUAGCAGGACAGGCAUGUAAAAUCCCAAACAGUCUCUUACUCAGUCUUCAUGGUGGCACCAAGGGCUGCUUCGUCAUCAAGUUCUCCCACAAUGGAAGGAGCCUAGCAUGUGCUUGUCAGGAUAGGGAUGGCUACCCCAUUCUGUUGUAUGAGAUUCCAUCUGGAGAAUUGCUUGCCCGAUUAUCAGGUCAUUUUGGCAUAAUAUACGAUCUGUGUUGGUCUAACAUGGACAGCCACCUGUUGUCAGCCUCUUCUGAUGGCACAGCCAGAUUGUGGGAUUUACAAGAUCUCAGUAAGGUGUCUGAGCAACUACUGCCGCACCCAGCCUUUGUGUACACUGCCCAGUUCCACCCCCGUGUGCCUUCUGUAAUCGUGACUGGGGGGUAUGACCAGGUGAUACGUGUCUGGGGGACCUCCCCUAACAAGACCAACCCAGAGUUGUUACAAGAGAUUGAGGGUCACCGUGGCAAUGUGAACUCUCUCUGUUUUAAUGAUGAUGGAAGCAAGCUCUACACAGCAGACAGUCUGGGAAGCAUAAAAAUAUGGAAUGUCUAUGUUUCUGAAGAACCAAGUAGAAGAGGAUUUAUUCGGGACUGGGGAUUAUAUCAGGAAAUACAGGAAACAGAGCUAAUGGGCACACCAAUAAACUACCUCAAGAUGCACCCCAGUGGGCGCCGCCUUCUUGUUCACUCCCGAGACAACAUGAUUCGCAUGAUUGACCUUAGGAUAUUACGGAUAAUGCAGAAGUAUAUCGGAGCCCUGAACUUCCGUGAAGAAAUCCAUAGUACAAUAUCACCGUGUGGCACAUUUGUCUUAGCUGGCUCAGAGGAUGGAUCAGCCUAUGUGUGGAACACGGAAACAGGUGACCAAGUGGCAUGUUACUCUGAGCUGAACUAUCGCCACCCUGUCACAAGCCUGGAUUAUCAUCCUCGUGAUCAUAUGAUCGCUUUUUGUUCACUUGGCGACAACCAGGCUGUCUUUGUGUACAACUACAACCCUCAAGUGGCAGCUAUUGGUGCAGGAAUACCGGUGAAACCAAAAGAAUCUCUCAGUGCUACAAAAGCAGGGGAAGUCAGCUCAACUGUUAUCUCCAAGGAUGACUUUGAAGCCUCAGAAACGGCACGUUUGGAAAAAGUCAUGAAGAAACUGGCUUCUGUUUCGCUAUCCUCUCAGCCUAUGAUCCUGGCAGAGUUACAUCCCCUUGGCAUUCAGGAACCCUCACCACGUACUAUGAGGACAGGCUUGUUGGGUUCCUCCUGGGGUUACGAUCAGACCUCAUCAUACAUCACUUCCCGCUCCAUGAGUCCUCCACCACAGAUGUUUUCUCCCCAUGCUCCUCACUCCCUGGGCUCCACAGUGCAACAACAACAAAUGGCCUCUCAAGACCUCUACUUCAAACAAGCUGAUGGUGGUUGGAGACCAGGCUUCAGUUCAGUUGGUCGCCAUGGAGCUCGGUCCAGCAGCCCUACUCUCUGGGGAAAACCUCCCACUAUGUCUAUGAGUGCUUCUCAGGGUAAAGCUCAGUUUAGUUUCCAAGCUCCACUAGGAAAAAGUGGCAAAGUGAGAAAGGUGGUAGCCUUGUACGACUACAAAGGUCAAAGAUCAGAUGAGUUGACCUUCCUCCAAGGGGACAUAAUCAAAGUGCUGUAUAAGGACAACGAAAAUUGGUGGAUGGGAGAGCUACGCGAUGGCCAGCAGGGAUUCUUCCCAGCCAACUAUGUGGCAGAAGAUGAUGUCACUACAGAUGAUUUGGCCGAUGAUGUCUCUCAAGAUGGAAAACAGAGUGAGGAGGACAAGCAAAAGAAAAAGGUGACAGCAGUGAAGACAAGGACUGGGGAACUCAAGUUCAUGUCAGCUACAGAGGACAGUGAAGAUGAUCACCUGACCCCAAAGAAAAGAACAAGGAGGAAGAAGAAGGCUGGUGAAUCCGGCUCAGAUAUCAGUAUGAAGGAGAAGUCGAGUGGGAGCAAAACACAGCUGAGAGCACACUUUCAGGAGGAAGAGUCGUACGCCUAGGUGACCC